CAUAAAACGAUCACUCAUCCCUCUCCCAUCACUAUUACAACCUUUGACAAUUUUCAUGCACCGACAAAUUAUAGUAACUUGGAUUGCAAAAUUGUCUCUAUCACAAAUAAAAAACACAAGCUUUGUUUUGAAAAAAAAAAAAAAACAUCAGCAAAUUUAUAGCACAGAACAGAACUGAACUGAACUGAGCAGAGCAGAGAGGUUGCAGAAACUUGAAAAUGGAGGUGAAGAGACGAACAGCGAAGACUCUGGUGGCGAAGCUGAGCUCAGUGUCCGAACAGUCUCGCAAGGAAGCUCUCUCUGAGCUCCGACUCAUCACCAAGCACGACCCCCUAAGCCGACCCCUCAUCGCCGACGCCGGAGCAAUCCCUUUACUCGCCAACACCCUCUAUUCUCCCUCCUCCACCUCCCAAGACAACGCCACCGCCACCCUCCUCAACCUCUCCAUCUCCUCCCCGGAAACCCUCAUCUCCACCCGCGGCCUCCUCGACGCCCUCUCCCACUCCCUCCGCCGCCACUCCUCCUCCUCCUCCUCCGCCGCCGCCGCAGCCGCCACCCUCUACAGUCUCCUCACCGUCGACGAUUACCGCCCCAUCAUCGGCUCCAAGCGCGACAUCGUCUACGCCCUAAUCGACAUCGUCAGAAACCCUAAUUCGCCCUCGAAAUCGAUCAAGGACUCUCUCAAGGCCCUGUUUGGGAUCUCUCUCUACCCGCUUAAUAGAUCCACGGUGAUUGAAUUGGGGGGAGUGAAUGCUCUGUUCUCGCUGGUGAUGAAGGAGGGGAGAGUUGGGUUGGUGGAGGAUGCUACGGCGGUGAUUGCGCAGAUUGCUGGGUGUGAAGAGGCCAUUGAUGGGUUUCGAAAGGUUUCAGGGAUUGGAGUUUUGGUGGAUUUGUUGGAUCCGUUGACGGGGUCGAGUGGGAGGACGAGAGAGAAUGCAGUGUCGGCGUUGUUGAAUUUGGUGAGAUGUGGAGGGGAAAAGGUUGCGAAGAAUGUUGGAGAAAUGGGGUUUGGGGUUUUUGAUGGAAUUGGGGAAGUUGCAGAGAAUGGGAGUGAGAAAGGGAAGAGCAAAGCCAUUGAACUGUUGAAGAUUCUCUUGAAGGUUGUUGACGAUGAUGAUCAUCAUCAUCACUCUUCUCGUGAAUUAUAUACGUGAGAUUGUUGUAUUCAUUUGUGUGGUUUUAGUGUCCAUUUGAUAUGAGGUUGGAAUUGAAUUUUGUAGUGGUGGUGUAUCAUAAUAAGGUUGUUAUGUUUGCAAUAUCAAGAUAUGAUCAUGUAUCCUUCUACUAGUUUGCUAAACAAUUAAUGUAAAAUAAGUUCAUAAAAAAAA
Camellia sinensis is the source of this 1328-nucleotide messenger RNA. RefSeq names its product U-box domain-containing protein 16. Lineage: Eukaryota; Viridiplantae; Streptophyta; Magnoliopsida; Ericales; Theaceae. The record is from RefSeq and is a predicted model, not a curated record. Gene Ontology annotation, molecular function: protein binding.